This is a messenger RNA of Diospyros lotus (date-plum), 842 nucleotides long. RefSeq names its product rapid alkalinization factor. NCBI's taxonomy places the organism in Eukaryota, Viridiplantae, Streptophyta, Magnoliopsida, Ericales, Ebenaceae. The transcript has a single exon. The record is from RefSeq and is a predicted model, not a curated record. Bases 282 to 656 code for a protein of 124 amino acids.
GACUUUUGUUAGAAAUUCCAAGAGCGGUGGUGGGUCAUUCUCAUUCAUGAUGAUUCAACCACAAGAACAAUCCAAUGGAGUAGUAGGCCAGGAUGGUGAGACCGUGACCUUGCCUCCGUAAUGCCCCAUCCAACACACAAAACAAUCCAAUUUCCCAUUUCUCAGUGUCUCUAUCUCCCUCUCUCUCUCUCUCCCACACACACACACACACACACACACAGAAGUCUGACUUUUCAGAGCCCAUAAAAACCAGGCACAUCUCACAGAGCCCUGCUGAGACCAUGAAAACUCUUUUCGUCCUGCUGAUUUUCUCGCCCAUUUUCCUGGGAAUCUGCAAUGGGGUUUCUGUUUCAGGGCUCAAUUCACUGGAGACCGGCGAAUUGGAUGUAAUGAUGAGGAAGGUUUGUGCUGGAAAGAUUGGGGAAUGUGGGGUUGAGGCUGAGGAGUUGCAGGUGGAUUCAGAGAGCAAUAGGAGGGUUCUGGUGAUGCAGAAGAAGUAUAUAAGCUAUGAGACUCUGAAGAGGGAUUUGGUUCCAUGUUCAAGGCCAGGGGCUUCGUACUACAACUGCAAGCCUCCUGGUCAAGCAAAUCCAUAUAACAGGGGCUGUGAUGCCAUUACACACUGUGCCAGAAGCAUUAGUGAUAUCAGAUCUUAGUGGGAAUGGUAACAAGAUUGCCUUGUUUUUUGGCUUUUACGAUGCUUUCUUGGGGCUUCCUAGAUGUGUUUGUAUAUUCAAGGGUAAUGGGUCAAUUGCUAGAUGCGAAAAUGUAUCCAAUCUUGAUUUUUGGGGAUGAUCAAGGGUUUUUAUUCAAGCACCUGAAUCAUUUGAUGUGUUGCUUAA